Molecule: messenger RNA, 1456 nt
Organism: Tarenaya hassleriana
Lineage: Eukaryota; Viridiplantae; Streptophyta; Magnoliopsida; Brassicales; Cleomaceae
Product: immune-associated nucleotide-binding protein 8-like
Exons: 6
Coding region: 294-1325 (343 amino acids)
Molecular function (GO): GTP binding
Source: RefSeq, a predicted model, not a curated record
GAUUUCUUCGAUUGCUUCGUCGUUUCGUUCUGGGUUUUGUUCUUCGUGUUCUAACUCUGUUUGGCUGCUUUGUAAAGUUCUUCCCAUCGUCGUUCUUCUUUUUGCUUUUCGCUCGGUCGUCUCAUGAAUUUUAUGUUUUGAUCUUAACCAGCCGUUGCAUCUGUUACCGAUCUGGCUUUUCGGAAGAAAAUUUCAUGUGUUUCACCAAAAAAGAUUGGAUAUUUUAACUGUUUGAGCUAUUGAAUGAGGGUCUGAAUUCUCGUUUUCUGUUCCUUUCUGGGUCAAGUUGCUGUAUGGUUAUGUUGAAGAUGGGUGGAGACGUCAUGGAGGAUGAUUGGGAAUUGGCUUCGCCGUCAAACCCGGCUCGAACCCUAGUUCUGGUUGGGCGUACAGGCAACGGGAAAAGCGCCACGGGGAACAGCAUCCUUGGAAGAAAGGCGUUUAAGUCAAGAGCAAGUUCAAUAGGUGUAACAAGCACGUGUGAAUCACAAAGAGUUGAACUAGAAGAUGGUCAGAUCAUCAAUGUAGUUGAUACUCCAGGUUUGUUUGAUUUGUCCACGGCCACCGAAUUCAUUGGUAAAGAGAUUGUCAGGUGCAUAAGUUUGGCUGAAGAUGGAAUCCAUGCCGUGCUGUUGGUUUUCUCGGUUAGGGGCCGGCUAACUGAAGAAGAACAGUCUGCUCUCCGUCAAUUGCAGACCCUUUUCGGGACAAAAAUUGUUGACUACAUGAUUGUUGUUUUCACCGGGGGUGAUGAAUUGGAGGAGAAUGACGAGACACUGGAGGAGUAUUUGGCCCAGGGUUGCCCCGAGUUCCUGAAGGAAAUUCUCGCUCUUUGUGACAAUCGGUUGGCGUUGUUUGAUAACAAAACUAAAGAAAAACGCAAGAAAGCUGAGCAAAUCCAGAAUCUUCUCACGCUGGUCGAGUCCGUUGUGAGGAGGAACAGUGGGAAACCAUACACAGACGAGUUAUUCCGCGAAUUACAGGAAGAGGCAAUCAAGCUCAGGGACCAGCAGAAGGAGAUUGAGUCGUUGAAGGGCUAUUCGAAGAAAGAGAUAUCAGAGUUGAAGAAGCAGAUAGAGAAGUCAUAUGAACUGCAACUGGGCAGAAUCACAGAGAUGGUGGAGACGAAGCUGAAAGAAACAGCGACGAGGCUUGAGCAGCAGCUGGCUGAAGAACAAGCGGCGAGAAUGGAAGCGGAGAAGAGAGUGAACGAGGUUCAGAAAAGGUCCAUCGAUGAGAUCAUGAAUCUGAGAAAGAACCUGGAGAAGGCUGAGAGAGAGACUGAGGAGCUCCGCAAAAAAAUGGGGAAGUGCAUCAACCUCUGAGAUUUCAUAUGAUGAAAAAAGAUUGAUUCCUCGUACUUGAAGUUGAUCUUGUUCCGUUUAUGUCCGUAUAUGAUAGAUUUGCGUAUGUUACCUUCGCAUCAUCAUCGUCAUGCAUGCAUGUUUAUUAUGUA